Molecule: messenger RNA, 2271 nt
Organism: Astyanax mexicanus (Mexican tetra)
Lineage: Eukaryota; Metazoa; Chordata; Actinopteri; Characiformes; Acestrorhamphidae
Product: N-acetyllactosaminide beta-1,3-N-acetylglucosaminyltransferase 2
Exons: 2
Coding region: 578-1981 (467 amino acids)
Cellular component (GO): membrane
Molecular function (GO): hexosyltransferase activity
Source: RefSeq, a predicted model, not a curated record
UGCCUAGAGGAAAGCAACAAUUAAGCUGUUGAGAAAUAACCUGUUAAUCCAUAACCUAAACAUCCAAUAAAUAAAUAAAAAUUAGAAAAACAAAUUUGUUCCUUUAGUUUUCUAACACUGUGUUUUUAACUGCAGUCUUGGGGACUCUUUGGCCCUUAGCCUACAGCAACUAUUUCAACUUUUCCCAGCUGCAGCACACCUUUACCAGCUUACUAAUCAUCACACGCCUUUACUGAGUGUCAGGGCUUCGGGGUGGAGUUGAAAACACCUUAAAUCUGGGAAUUAACCAAAGCUGGAUGGAGCUCUGUUCACUGAAGCUGACAGUGGGCAGUGAAGGAUCUGCUGCAGGUUUCAGUAGGCGUUUCAGAAGCUCUCAGACACACCCGUCUGGUUCCUGCUGAAACCCAGCCCAUUAUACCUCACUCACAACCCGGCAUGCAGGAGGACUGGAGCUCUGCACUCAGAGUGUGAUGCUAGUUUAUUUGGCGUUUAAGUGAAAUUAUAUAAUCCCAUUAUUUCCCACUGUCUGCUGGAGGACGCAUGAGGAUUAAUACAGGAAGCUGUGGAAAGCGCGGUAAUGGCCAGUUUUCUUUGCCGUUAUCGUCGUCGGAUCCUGCUCUGCUUAUGUACACCAUGUAUUCUGUUGGCCUGCCUUUUCAUCUACGUUGCGUUGGCUGUGUGUUUAUCCAUGACUCCCUCGAACACUCCUGUGGGGGCACCUCCUCUACCCCCCUAUUUUAUAGCAUCAGGGGCCACAAAUUCUGGGCUCCUGGCCCCUUAUCCUAUCAACUCCUUCUGGAAAUAUGAAUUGAGCAAUGAAGCGCAUUGGAACAUGAUCCAGCACGUCAUAGACCGCCAGCACAACCCCAUCUUACGACCCAGGAAUGGUAUUUUAGGUAAUUAUUCCAGGGUGGACAAUAGCAGUGCAGAUUUAACACAGCAAAAACCUGGAUGUUUCCCAAACUAUGAUGUGAUUUGGUCACUGUCGGAUUAUUUCUCUCUGCCAUCACAGAUUCAGAGGUUUGUCAUUUCCAUGCACUGCAGAGAUUACCCUGUCAUCAUCGACCAGCCUAGAGUGUGUGGCAAUGCAUCACAGCAACAUCAGGCAGAGGGUCUGAUGUUACUGCUGGCCAUUAAAUCUCAGGCCCCGAACUUUGAAAACCGCCAGGCCAUCAGGAAGACGUGGGGACGGUCAGGUCUGGUGAAGGGACAAGUGGGAAAAGGUGGGCAAGUGCGCAGAGUGUUCCUUUUGGCCAAGAAUCAAUCAGGCCAUGACCUGGAUACGGUAAAGAAGCUUAAAGAGGAGAGUAAGAAAUUUGGUGACAUUAUCAUGUGGGACUUUUUGGAUGCUUUCUUUAACCUCACACUGAAAGACAUCCUAUUCUGGGACUGGUUUUCCAAGAACUGCCAUAAUACCCGCUUUGUGUUCAAAGGAGACGACGACGUCUUUCUGAGGACCCCUGUUCUUCUCGACUACUUACAGAAAGUGGAAGCAGAGGCUCGCUUGAACGGAUCUAGACGUGGCAAACCACUAGAGGAAUUCUACGUAGGUGAAGUUAUAACCUCUGCUGCCCCUUUACGCUCCAAGACCACCAAGUAUUAUAUCCCGGACAGCUUCUAUAAAGGGAUGUAUCCAUCGUACGCAGGGGGAGGAGGGGUGGUCUACUCUGGAGCUUUAGUCCUCAGACUUCUGGAAGUGUCUAAAAGGGUUCACCUCUUCCCCAUUGAUGAUGUUUACCUUGGAAUGUGUCUGCAAAGGCUGGGGGUGAUUCCUACCCACCACCCUGCCUUCCUUACUUUUGAUUUCCCCAACGAUGAGGGCAAAAAGCCCUGUGCCCACCACACCAUUGUGCUGGUCCACAAACGCUCCCCAAAAGAAAUGCGGAAACUGUGGGUGAAGACCCAGAAUCCAAGCUAUAAAUGCAGAAAGGUUACACUUAGAAAAGACCCGGAGAAAGAAAUAGAGAAAAAAGAAACAUGAUAGUGAGACAAAACAUUAAGGUCUAUUACUGUGAACUUUCUUGUAAACCAGCAACGGACUAAAGGAGAUUUGACAAAGCAGCAUCAGGGACAGGACAGAAGGCAAUGGUGGUCUAGCAGGUUUUGGAAGUGCAAUAUUUUCUUCCCAGCUAGAGUAUGCAACAUGUUUGGAUGACAACUUGAAGACACUUGUCAAACAUACAUUGUCAAACUGGAUUAGUUACCUUUGCGUAUUUUCUUUUUGGAUGCAAAUGGAAACCAUGCACUGGAACACUUUCUUUUAAAAGACUA